AUGGAUUGGAAAAAUAUUUUAAAAAGAAAUAGAGAAUAUAUCAAAGCUAAGAAUAAAAUAAAGACCCAAGUUGAAAAUAACAGAUUACAACAACUCGGAUUAACGGAAAAUCUACAGACUCUAUUUCAACCCAUAUUAAAAUCUCAAGAGGAUAUUAAAAGGAAAUUAGAAUAUAAACCUCCUAUAGAACCUACACCUCCCAAAGCAAUUGAAUAUAGUGGUGUUAUAAUUAGGACAUUAGAUGAUAUAAAUCGUCUUUUUUCAAACCCUGACCCAGAUUUACCAAAGAGCAUAUCACCAAUCGUUGAUAAUCAAGGUUUAUUGUUUAAUGGAUUUAGAAUUAUAUUUAGUGGAAAUUCACCACAAUUCAAAAUCGACACAAAAGAUUAUAUAUACACAUUAACGAAAGGAUUAAUAGAUUUAAUGAAUGGCGAGGAUGUUGGUAUUGCCGAUUAUAAGGAUUUAGUAGCAUACUCCAAAUUUCUAGAUGCAAUAAGAAAGUCAGGACCCGAAAAAAGAAGAUCAAAAGAAGUUAAACUAUAUAAAAGAGUAAUUGAACGUGAUGAAGAGGAAUCAGAUGAUUAUGCAGAAGAUUAUCCACCAAUCAUACAAGAAAUAUACGAAUUCGAAGACCUGAUAGCUAGAGAAAAAAGUGGACAAGGUAUAACGUUUUUAUCCGACAACAACGAAGAAUUGCUUUAUAGAUUACGAGUAAUAUUAGCGGCCAUGAAGGAAGGACAUCGAUCGCACUGA
This is a messenger RNA of Lottia gigantea (owl limpet), 753 nucleotides long. RefSeq lists its product as hypothetical. Bases 1 to 753 code for a protein of 250 amino acids. NCBI's taxonomy places the organism in Eukaryota, Metazoa, Mollusca, Gastropoda, Lottiidae. The transcript has a single exon. The record is from RefSeq and is a predicted model, not a curated record.